AGAGAGGGGGGAGGAGGGAGGGAGUGUGAGAGACGCCCCGGGGGCCGGGCCCUCCGCCGCGGGAUGUCGGUGGUGUUCGUGCCGCAGAGACUGCGGGGCAAGUGCGAGAUUAACCAGGCGACCAUCCAGAAGUUACUUGAUGAAAACAACCAAUUAAUUCAGUGCAUUGUGGAGUAUCAGAACAAUGGAAAGGCUGCAGAGUGCACUCAAUAUCAGCAGAUCUUGCACAGAAACCUCAUCUAUCUGGCUACGAUAGCAGACUCCAGCCAGAAUGUGCCCAGUGCCCAACCUGUGGCACUCAGUCAGCCAAUGGCAAUGGGACCAGGAGGAAUGGAACCUGUGGGGAGAACUGCAGACUCCAUGGGGAGUGGAACCCCUCCUCCUGGGGCAGGAAACACUCAUCAAAUGGCAGGUGUCGGAGCAUCAUUUCCCCAGGGCCAGCCUCAUUGCCAACCUGUUACGUCAAACCCCUCAAUAGGCUUGCCUGUCAGCAGUCACAGCAACGUGGGAAGUUUCAACCAAUCGAUGGCUCCGCCACAGAGCCUGCCAGCCCAGGAGCAGAUGGGAAUGAGUCUCGGACAGCCUCUAGGCACUCACCUACAGCCUGUGGCCCAGCAGAACCCAGCUUCUGCACAGCCGCAAGCAGCUCAGGGGGAAUAUUUCAACAACCAGUUUAACCAGACGCAGGCUCCACCAGAGGGAAUGAACCUACAACUUUAUUCAGAAGGUACAUGGUAUGGACCUCAGCAGGGGCAGUUCCCACAGAACUCCAGCUCUCACCAGCAGAACUUCUACCAGCAAUAUCCCACACAGCAGCCGCUGACAAGCACGCCUCAGGAAUUUAAUUCUGCACAGAAUUCUCAAGGACAGUUCAGAAACUUCCAGCAGGAUCCAGGGCAACAGUACGUUGCCUAUAGACCUCAGCAACCUGCUCCCAACCCAGCACAGCAACAGGCAUUCCAGUAUAGUCAGGGAGCUCAGUAUGGGGGCUUUCAGUAACACUUGGAGAUGUGAAUGUUGAAACUGCCAAUGGACUGCUUCAUACUGUGGACACUUGUGUUCUGCAAAUAGAAGUUUAACUUCAUUUUUGUUUUUGCAAACAGAAUUCACUUUAUGACUUCACUGAAUUGUUUUGAAAAUAUUUCUACCUGCUUUCAGUUGUGAUCCACCCAGGCCAAUCAGUUAACACUAAUUUUCAUGCACCAAUACAGAUCUGUUAUUGUUUGGGAGCUUAUGGACAGCCCUGAAACCUCUACCCACCUCUCC
Chiloscyllium plagiosum (whitespotted bambooshark) is the source of this 1266-nucleotide messenger RNA. Its product is annotated as calcium-responsive transactivator-like. The record is from RefSeq and is a predicted model, not a curated record. NCBI's taxonomy places the organism in Eukaryota, Metazoa, Chordata, Chondrichthyes, Orectolobiformes, Hemiscylliidae.